AUGUCCGGUCCGCGCAGACCACCUCCUCCCAUACCAAAACCAGGUCAUGUUCAAGUCGUAAGAGCUUUGUACAAUUACACAGCUCAACAGCCAGAUGAAAUCAGCUUCGAAGAAGGAGAUAUUUUGUACAUAAUCGACAGGGGCACUGGUCCAUGGUGGAAAGCAAAAGUUGGGGGCAAGACAGGAUUGAUACCAUCUAAUUAUGUUGGUGAGCACACUGAAUCAGUAGAAAAUCCUCUACAUGAAGCAGCAAAAAGAGGCAACAUCGGCUUUCUUCAGGAAUGCCUUCAAAACAAAGUAUCAGUCAAUGGCCUUGACAAGGCGGGAUCCACCCCUCUUCACUGGGCAGCACAAGGAGGACACACAGAAUGUGUAAAGAUAUUACUUGCCCAGCCAAGAAUUCAGAUAUCAGUUCAGAACAAGCUGGGAGACACCCCUUUGCAUUCAGCUUCAUGGAAGGGUCAUCCAGACAUUGUGGAGUUACUGCUAGAGCGAGGGGCAAGAACAGACAUACAGAACAAUGAAAAACAAACUCCUGCUGACCUAGCAAGAGAUCCAGAUGUUGGUAGACUGUUACGAGGGGCUGUUGAAGCCCCCAGUGCAGACGAUUAUGGUGAAGAAGAAGAUUCUGAUUGAGAUAACUUGAUAAAAGUUUGUUUUAAUGCAGCAAGAGGAGAUAAAACUCAUUAGCUAGUAAAUAAUAAUUAUGUGAAAGGACAUUUUCACAUCAGCAUUACACCAGCACAGUACAGUUGUUUCAUGUCACUGUUUUCAUUCUCAGCAUGAUGUAUACUCAUAGGAAAUUUCUAUAUUUUUUUCAUUAACAUCCUUGUCAAUCAGUGAUGAGGGUAUACCUAAUCUGUGACAAAAGAUACAUUUUAACUUUUUUGUGUAAAGAUAAGCUUGUCAAACACCUGGUACCUUGGUUUAUGCAGUGAGUAUGGUUGGAGGGAUAGAAGGCAAUUUAUAUUCUUCAUCUUGCUGGAAGUUUGUGUACUGCAUUAUACAUUUUAGAAUACGUAAAAUCCUAGAAUACAUAUUCAUAUGAUGAUAAAAAUAAUUACUUACAGUGUGGCCAUUGUCACCAAGCUUUAAUGCAGAAAAAAAGACUAGACUGAUCUCAGGAAUUUAGGAAUGUUAAUUCCUAUUCAUCUUUAAUUGUUUGAUAGCACCAGCCUGGUAAAGAAUUUGCUGAUGGUGCAAGGAGAAAUUAUUAUUUAGCUUUUGUGUAGAAUGAAAGAAAGCUUACUCAUGAUAAUCAUAGGUAAGAGAUGAAUAAGAAGUUUAACCCUUUUACUCCUGUGAGUGACUGAGAAAAAAAUUCUCCUUAUUUUAGUAUACAAUAGUGUUCUCCUUUUCAGGCAGUAACCAGUAACAUUUAUGGCCUGUAGUACCUCUUAUUACCAUUUAAAAUUGCUUGGAAUUCUUGAAAAUUCAACAGGUAAAAGGAUUGCUUCACCGGUUUGAAAAUUUAUUUUACCUGUCAUGCUUAAAAUAGGGGAGAACACUGAUACAAUAUCAUGAAGGCAAGUGAUGAGAAUAAAGAAAAGUAUCAGUUAUGGGAUUACUACUUGAUCUGAUACCAAAUCCUCCAAACUAACAUAAUGAGAAUCAUUUGGCAGACAGUAAGGAGAAUUACGAAAGAGAUCUUGGGAGCUAAAGGGUUAACAAAUAUAAUUAUCAGUAACUUUUCAUUGAUUGUUUAAGUACAGCAUUUUGUAGGAGAGAGACAGAUCUAAUACAGGGAAUGAAUGGAAAUUAACACUGAAGUUACAAAAUUUUCUAUAAGAAAAACAAAAAUGAAAAAAAUUAAUGAGCCAAGUAUCCUUCCAGACAGAAGACACUAACAAUGUUGUAAUAUUGUGUAUAGAACUCUGUUCUUUACCACAAACUUGUUACAGAACUUUAUUUUGGAAAAACUUUCAAUAAAAUAAUUUUGCAGACAGCAAUCCCUUAGUAUUUAUUUGAUCUUACUUAAACUGGUUACCUAAGUAUCAAAUUUAAUGAGGACAUUGCGUGCACAUGAUUGUUUUCAGCUGUAUCUCUCAGUUUUGUUAGUAGAAAGAAAAACUAAUAAAUUUUUUCCGUUUAUUCUUAACCAUCUUAAGACUGUGCUCAGGGAACCUACUGACAAUGAUUUUAACUUAAUUUCUUGUGUCAAUAAAAGACAGAAGUGAAUACA
Pocillopora damicornis (cauliflower coral) is the source of this 2182-nucleotide messenger RNA. RefSeq names its product osteoclast-stimulating factor 1. Gene Ontology annotation, molecular function: protein binding. Lineage: Eukaryota; Metazoa; Cnidaria; Anthozoa; Scleractinia; Pocilloporidae. Gene Ontology annotation, biological process: signal transduction. The record is from RefSeq and is a predicted model, not a curated record.